Molecule: messenger RNA, 661 nt
Organism: Caenorhabditis auriculariae
Lineage: Eukaryota; Metazoa; Nematoda; Chromadorea; Rhabditida; Rhabditidae
Source: the annotation of a GenBank genome assembly
AUGAAGGCAGCACCUCGUCUACAGCAACGCCAUAAGAAUGAACGGCUCCAGUUUGCACGCUCUAACAUGGCCACGGAUUGGAAUAAGGUAUCAAUUUUUUCUAUCACCUUAUGAUUCCCAAUUUUUCUGUUCAGACCAUCUUCAGCGACGAGAAGAAACUCAACCUUGAUGGGCCAGAUGGGUACGCUCACUACUGGAGAGAUUUGAGAAAAGAUCCGAUGUACUUCUCCAAGAGAAACUUCGGCGGCGGCAGCCUCAUGGUCUGGGCGGCUUUCUGCGGCAACGGCACGGUAGCUCUUUCUUUUAUUGGGACCAGAACGAAUUCGCAAGACUACCAACAACUGCUUGCCCAGCACGUGCUAAUACGAUUUACCAACAAGACAAUGCAUCCAAAUUGGCUUGGUUUGCGGCCAAUAACGUGGUUCUUCUGGACUGGCCCGCGUGCACUCCUGGACUCAACCCUGUAGAGAAUUUAUGGUCAGUCCUGGUACGAAGGGUCUACGCGAAUGCCAAGCAGUACACAACGGUCAACGAUCUGAAAAGAGCGAUUCGUGCCGAGUGGGAUGGUUUGGACAAGUCACUGCUGCAAUCACUCGUUGGCAGCAUGCCGAACAGGAUUUUCGAAGUCGCUCAGAAACAAGGAGGCAUCACACAUUAUUAA